AGAAAUAUUGAAAAGAAAAACUUGCCCCUUAAGAGAUUAGACCUAAAACGCGGAAGCCAAUAUCACUCUUAACAUGGUAGUCAAAUGAAUUGGCCACUCGGCCAAGGCGAGGAACUUGUAGUAGAUUUGCAUUUAUUUUACCAAUUAUAGCCUCCUGGCUCUUCCCUUCCACUUCCCCGUCUUCGCGCGUAUUACUAUGUAGUGGCCAACUGAAGACUCGAGUAAUUAUCAGAAACAUACAGAUCGAGAAUGGCGAUGGUGCAGGUCGCCGGUAACCUCACGGCUCACGAUCGGCAGAUUCUUACGUCGGUGAACGCAGGGGCAUCUAGUCUUUCAUUUGUAGGGUCCAGCUUCAUAGUUCUAUGUUAUGUCCUCUUCAAAGAGCUACGCAAGUUCUCCUUCAAGCUUGUAUUCUAUCUCGCCCUCUCCGACAUGCUUUGCAGUUUCUUCAGCAUAGUUGGGGAUCCUUCCAAAGGAUUCUUUUGUAUUGCUCAGGGCUACAGCACACAUUUCUUCUGUGUAGCAUCUUUUCUGUGGACCACGACUAUUGCUUUUACUCUUCAUCGUACUGUUGUUAAACACAAAACAGAUGUUGAAGACUUGGAGGCCAUGUUUCAUUUGUAUGUUUGGGGAACGUCAUUGGUUAUGACUGUAAUACGCUCCAUUGGUAAUAAUCAUGGACAUUUAGGUGCAUGGUGUUGGACAGAAAUAGGGAGAACAAGAAAGGCAAUUCACUUUAUAACAUUUUAUGCACCACUCUGGGGUGCAAUACUUUACAAUGGGUUUACAUACUUUCAGGUCAUACGCAUGCUAAAUAAUGCAACACGUAUGGCAGUAGGCAUGUCAGACCGAGCAUAUCAAUUUGAUGCAAGACCAGACAUGAAGGCUUUGAACCGAUGGGGAUACUAUCCACUCAUCCUAAUAGGAUCAUGGGCUUUUGGCACAAUCAACCGCAUUCAUGAUUUUGUUGCACCAGGCCACAAAAUCCUUUGGCUCUCAGUUCUUGAUGUUGGAACAGCUGCUCUUAUGGGACUCUUCAACUCGAUAGCAUAUGGUCUGAACUCUUCCGUGCGUCGGGCAAUAUGUGAAAGAUUGGAUCUGUUCUGGCCAGACAGGCUGCGAAGAUGGUUCCCUCCUGGUUUUAAAUUCAGGAAUCAAGUGCAAGAGAGUGAACUAGUUUCGUUGAAAAUUCAAGAUCAGCAUUAACAGCUUGGAGAGUUCACCUGCUCAUUUUGAUUGGGAAUUUAUACUUCUUUUCGCCAGGGUGUCUGCACUCUUUCAAUUUGUUUCUGGCAUUUGUGCAAAGUCCAUAAGGAUUCUUUCUUUUUUUUUUUUUUUUUUUAAGCAAAGCCAGUCUGAUUUGUAAUGGCAGUAAUAUUACAUCACCUGAUCCCUGUCUUAAUGUAGAUUUGAUUAUUAGAUUCGUUACCAUUUUUGCUGGAGUUGCUAUUACAUGAAGGUGGAGGAGGACAGCAGAAGUGAUGGCAGUAACAUGAAAUUACAUCAAAUUAGUCAUUAGGUUUGGACAAUUGAUGUUGAGUAGGCAUUUUGGAUUUGGGAAUAGGUUGGUGUCCCAAUUUUGUUAUUGUUUUGUGUAUGAUGUGUUUUUGUCCUCGUAUGAAGGAAUCAUUUCUUCAAA
Messenger RNA from Hevea brasiliensis (rubber tree), 1639 nucleotides. Its product is annotated as G-protein coupled receptor 1. Gene Ontology annotation, cellular component: plasma membrane. The record is from RefSeq and is a predicted model, not a curated record. The transcript has 9 exons. Gene Ontology annotation, molecular function: G protein-coupled receptor activity. Lineage: Eukaryota; Viridiplantae; Streptophyta; Magnoliopsida; Malpighiales; Euphorbiaceae. Gene Ontology annotation, biological process: cell surface receptor signaling pathway; adenylate cyclase-activating G protein-coupled receptor signaling pathway. Bases 250 to 1206 code for a protein of 318 amino acids.